AUGCUUCUCCUCCUACCCUUGGUUACCGCCCUCGCGCACGGCGCGGCGCUCACCCCGCGGCAGAGCGCCACCCAGAUCGUGCGGCUGAGCUCGAUCGAGAACGUCGCGGUGCGCCCCAACGGCCAGAUCCUCGCGACCAACAUGAACUCGGCCACGCUCUACUCGAUCGACCCGGUGGCCAAGACGUCCAGCACGGCCCUCUCCGUCUCGGGCGCGACCGGCCUCUCGGGCAUCGGCGAGUACCAGCCCGACGUCUUCGCCGUCAUCGGCGGCAAGUCCGUCUUCAAAAUCGACUUCACGACCCAGCCACCUAAAUCAACGCUCAUCAAAACCAUCUCGGAGGCAUCCAAUCUCAACGGCCUGGCCGUCUUCACCAACACGUCCGUCCUGGUCGCCGACGCGGGCAAGGGCGCCGUGUACAAGCUGGACGUCAGCACGGGCGAGUACGCGGUGGUGCUGCAAGACCCGACCAUGGCGCCCUCGGGCGGGAUUCCCUUCGGCAUCGACGGGAUCAAGUACCGCGACGGGGUGGUGUGGUACACCAACAUCUUCAAGAACAGCUUCCACCGCGUGGCCGUCGACCCGGCCACGGCGAAGGCCACGGGCGCGGUGGCUACGCUGUGGACAAAUCUGAUGGGGGAUGAUUUGUGCUUCGGGCCGAACGGCAAGAUCUACGUUGCUACGAAUGGCAGGAACUCGCUCGUGGAGGUGGAUCCGGCGGCCGCCAGUCCCCGUCCGACGAGUGUCGGUAGCGUGACGGGGUCGACGUCGUGUGCGUUUGGCCGGACCGAGAGGGAUGCCAAUGUCGCGUAUGUCGGGGCCGGUCAGGGGGUGUAUGCUGUUACUGUGAAGGUGUAAGUGGUAGGACUGGGUGGCGGCCAGUGUAGUAGAUGGAUGGCCGCAUGAUACCUGGUACUCGAUGAAUCCCUUGUUGGAAUGGG
This is a messenger RNA of Chaetomium strumarium, 941 nucleotides long. RefSeq lists its product as uncharacterized. The transcript has a single exon. NCBI's taxonomy places the organism in Eukaryota, Fungi, Ascomycota, Sordariomycetes, Sordariales, Chaetomiaceae. The record is from RefSeq and is a predicted model, not a curated record. The coding region runs from base 1 to 858 and encodes 285 amino acids.